Molecule: messenger RNA, 5013 nt
Organism: Cariama cristata (Red-legged seriema)
Lineage: Eukaryota; Metazoa; Chordata; Aves; Cariamiformes; Cariamidae
Gene: NHSL1
Product: NHS-like 1
Exons: 7
Coding region: 1-5013 (1670 amino acids)
Biological process (GO): cell differentiation
Source: RefSeq, a predicted model, not a curated record
AUGACGAGCAGCACCGUGCGCACUCGGCCUCAGAAGCAGUCGGGGGAUGACAGGGAGGUGGUUCCAGCCUUUGUGCUGCUGAACUACCCAGUGCAGCCACCGGUGGGAAUUGAAAGGCAGUGGCUCUUUCCUGGUCCUCGUGGGGGAAUAGUCAGUGUUUGUGUAAACAAAACCGCCCGCUUAUCCAUGUUGAUUUGUAGCUCAGACCGCCAAACAGCCCGUCAGGGUGUUCACAUUUGUGAGUGUCGUGUGCUGGAUCUGGCUGGAUCCAGUGCUGGAUUUAGAAGGGCGGUGGAGGAGUUUGUUUUACUGCGGUUGCUGGCAGUCAUUUUUCACCCUCCUCCUGAAGUGAAGCAGCUCUUUGCCAGAUGUGUGCAGUGUCGGCAUGUUCACACCUGCGAAGCAGAGUGUGACAAGCUGCGGCGGGAUGGCUACCGGAGCUCGCAGUAUUACUCUCAGGGCCCGACCUUCUCCUCGUCCUCCAGCGCAAUCUGUGGAAGUUACCAGGAUGAUUAUGAAGAAAUUGAACAAAAGUGUCUCGCCUCUUCCCCAGAAGAAGAAAAGCUUAUUACCAUCAAAAGGCCUAAAACUCCAGUUUCAAAUGAAUUAUCAGAUAUCAACACCCAAACCAACUGGACUAAGUCACUCCCACUGCCAACGCCAGAAGAGAAAAUGCGACAACAAGCGCAGGCAGUCCAAACAGAUGUGGUUCCUAUUAAUGUGACUGCAGUUGGCACUGGCCAAAGUGAUUUCCGAGGGCAUUCGAUGUAUGUCCCAGAUCACUGUUCCACGCUAGGGAGACUAGACAGCUAUCGCUCUGCUAUGCAGCGCUCUGAAACCAAGGACACCAGCUGCCAGACGGAGGAAGUUAAAGUUGUGCCCCCUUCAAUGAGAAGAAUACGAGCGCAGAAAGGACAAGGCAUUGCAGCCCAGAUGUCUCAGUUCUCCAGCUCAUCUGGAAACAUGUCAGUGAUGAGUGAUUCUGCUGCAGUUAUAUUUGCUUCUCGCCAAAAUAGCGACAUAGGUUUUCACAGCUUGCCUCGGGCUGGUGCGAGAGUGUCUCUUCAGUCCCUAGAACAGACACAGAGCAUCUCUAGGCAGACGGAAGACAUCGCUGGCACUUUACCCCACCAGAUAAGUAAAUUACAAGUGGAUGAUAGUGGUGUGCAUUUGAGGAAUACUCUCACAACGGGGACCCUGUCGAGGCCAAAGUCUCAAGAGGUGAGAAGCUAUGAUAGCGAAAAGUCCUCAAGUCCAGCAUGUGUGGUCUCUCCUCAUGCCACCUACUCAACGAGCAUCAUACCCAACGCAACACUGUCAUCCUCCUCAGAAGUUAUUGUUAUUCACGCUGCCCAGAGUGUUGGAUCAUUGGAUAGUAAAACUGCCAGCUCCACUGCCUACCCAAAGCCGAGAGACAAUCCUGUUGUCAGCAGUGCAGUAAGUGGGAAAGAAGAUCACCAUUCUUCAAGUGGUAACUGGAGUGAGAGUAGCUCCACGCGUCACUCACAGACUUCAGAUACCAUCCCAUCUAAUCCUGUCAUGAUGCUUUCUCUUGGUGACUCUGCUGUCUCUCUUAGCACUCCUGGAAAUGCAGAGGCUGGGUCUCAGAGCACGAGUUACAGCUGUGGGGACAAUCUUGCCUUACCAAACCCUUCCCAGGACAGCGAUGGCAGGAGUGAAUCUAGCUCUUCAGGGGAGCAAGCGCAAACGGCAGUGAACAGCACGGAGCAUUGGCUGUACAAGUCUGUAGAAAACAGUGAGACUCCUUCAUGCAAGGUAGUUUGUACCACACCAGGCUCUGCCACUCCCAGGAGCAACCAGAGCAGCAGCAGCCUGGAGAGGACUUCGAUCAGGGACGAUUCUACUUCCCUGUAUUCUGUGGACCACGAUGGUUAUUACAGUUCCAUGCAUAUGGACUCUGGACUGAAGUCAGACAGGGCAUGCAAUAGUACUAAUGGUUUUGGGAACCCCAGACACGGCGUGAUAAAUGUCUUUGAAGGAAAGGAGAAGAAACAUCAGGAUGACCAGUCAGGCCAAGGUGACAGGUCCCUUGCAAGAAACAUCUCUCUGAAAAAGGCAAAGAAGCCGCCUUUGCCCCCAUCCAGAACGGACUCACUCAGAAGGCUACCCAAGAAAAAAGCCCAGUCCAAUGGACAGGUACUUGAUGAAACCCUCAUUGCCACCCUCCAGCAUUCUCUGCAGUUGAAUCUCAAGUGCAAAAAUGGCAGCUCCCCUUCCCAGAGCCCCUGCAGCGAUUAUGAGGAUCCCUGGGUGUUGCGCUCCCGCAGCCAAAGCUCAGUCAGUGCAAGCAGCAGCAUGAUGUCCACCACUGCUCCAAACCUGUACUCCAUCUGCACAGUCACUCCCUCUCAGAGUGAAACAAGUAGCAUCAAGUCAGAGUAUGCUGACCAGUGGGGUUACUACAGCGAGUAUGCUGCGGUGGCAGACGACCAGGUGAAAUCCCCAGUGACCCAUUCUGCCAGUACGUCAUCUGCUCUCAGCGAUUACAGCAUCAGCCACUUCAGCGAUGGCUCAAGGGCUUCUGUGCCGCAAGUGCCCAGUGGACUGGCCAAACCAAAGAGCACUUCUCCGGAGAAAUCCCACCGAGUCACAUCACCAUCGAGUGGGUACUCCAGCCAGUCCAAUACCCCCACUGCGCUUACUCCAGUGCCUGUAUUUUUAAAAUCUGCAUCAUCAGGAAAUGGGAAAUCCAAGCUGAAGCCUAAAGUGCCUGAAAGGAAAUCCUCUCUACUGUCUUCAGUCUCCGUGUCUUCAUCCUCUACUUCUCUUUCUUCAAAUACAUCGACUGAAGGGAGUGUGAGUGUGAAGAAAUUGGACUCCACCCUGAGCUGUCCUCCAGAUUCUGGUGUGCCUCCUCCACCACCUCCUCUUCCAACACCUCCUCCGCAUUGCCCCGAACUUUCUCCCCCUCCUCCUCCCCCUCCUCCUCCUCCAGCAGAAGUUAUGGAUCUGUCACCAUUGCCAGCCUCUCCCACAUUCCCUCCUCCUCCGCCAGAAGCUGAUGUAAAUUCUCCCUUUGCCCAGACCGUCCCAUGGUCUCCACAAGAAGCCUCCAUGAGUUCCUUCUCUUCCCCUGUUCCUUCUCCUCCUAUUUUCCCCUUAGCUGUCCCGCCACCAGCACCACCUCUUGAUCCCAAACUAACAAAAGGCGCAACAAUAUACCCGCAGUAUUCUUUUAAGAAACGUAACCAGGAAGACUCUUGCUACAGUCCAGUGAGACAGCCACUCCACAAGCAAGAUGCAUUGAGACCUGUCAUGCCAUUAGUAACUACCAAAGCAUUGCAAAUGGUGCAGCUGAGGUCUGUGAAAAAAGCGACAGAAGGCGAACCAUCACCUGAAUCUGCUUCUGAAACCACCUCUCAGGAAAAGGGUACUGUAAAUUCAUCAUCGCAGUCUUCCCUAAAGCCACCUCUCUCCCUAAGACUCAGUAGCAGCUUAGGCGAAGAGGAAAUGAAAACUCAAGGCACUUCAUUUAAAAACUCAGUUCAAACACUGGCUCGGGGUUCUCCUCUCGUUCUCUCCGAUAACGUACCUGCGCUUGACAGCGAUCAAAAGCCUGUGAGUACAGUAGGUCUAAACAAGUCUUUCAAAGCGGAGGCACUGGGGACAGGUACUGACGACACACCUGAGUCUCCCAUGCAGGGUGAAGACCUCCGUUCUGGCAUGUCGCUUCAGGGUUCACCAGCAUCUCCCGACAAGACUCAGGUCAUACUGCCAAGCAAGAAACCACCUCCUAUUUCAAAGAAACCCAAACUGUUCCUUGUUGUACCACCUCCACAUUUAGAUCUUACAGUGGAGAAAACAGCUGAAGUGAGUGAUACUGUCAGAAGCACAUCAAGCCCAACUGAGAGAGACGCUGUGCUUGCACACUGCGAGGAGGCGAGAAAUUGUCUUACAGAUGGACUCAGUUCUAGCGAGAUGGACUCUGGCAGCCUGGUUCCUGAGGGAGGAGCUGCCGGAUUCACCUUCUCUGAGACGAUGGGAGCUAAUGCCUUUGUGGUACAGCCUGCUGCAUCACCAGUUCCAGAAGAACCCAGGCAGGAGGAGCAGUCCGCGUUUGAUGAAGGCAGCAGUUCAGGCAGCAGCCAAGACAGCGGCAGUAACGCUGACGAGCACCUAUCUCAAGAGAACGAAAGUGUGGAGGUGUUUGAAUCAGACACAGCAAAUAGUUCAUUCCUGCCGAGCCAUAGUUAUGGGGAAGAGACGGACGGAGUGGCAACACCAGCGAGACCAAGGACUACUGAGGAUCUUUUUGCAGCCAUUCACAGAUCCAAAAGGAAAGUCCUUGGCCGUAAAGAUUCUGAAGACGACCGUACCCGCAACCAUUCUCCGUCUCCCCCCGUAACUCCCACUGGUGCUUCCCCAACCUUAGCUACCCUCAAACAAGCCGGAUCUAUUCAGAGAAGCGUUCGCAAGAGCAGCACCAGCAACGACAACUUCAAAGCCCUGCUGCUGAAGAAAGGGAGCCGCUGUGACACCAGUUCACGCAUGUCCGCGGCAGAGAUGUUGAAGAACACGGACCCGCGGUUCCACCGGACGAAGAUGGAUGCCUCCCCCGACCUUUCCGACAGCCCUGCCAGCUGCUCACCCAGCAAGAGCAAACGGGCCCAGGAAGAGUGGGCCAAGAGCGAGGGCCUGAUGCCAAGGAGCAUGUCCUUCUCUGGCACUCGCUACGGCCGGUCACGAACACCCCCCUCUGCUGCCAGCAGCAAAUAUAAUGUCCGCAACCGCAUCCAGAGCAGCCCUAUGACCGUCAUUAGUGAAGGCGAUGGGGAAGUGGUGGAACAGUCAGAGGGCAGGGUCCGAAGGACUUUGGAAGAGCAGCAGGAGAGGCAGCUUGAUAUGUUUAACAGUGACGAAACGGACAUGAGUGACUUUCCGUACGCUGAGGAGGCAGGCUGCAAGGACACUUUGGAUCCAACCCAUCUAGACUUAAUGACUCAACCAGGUACUUCAGGGAAGUAUCUAAGCUCUUCAGCUGAAGAAAGUUAA